CUGAGAUCUGGAGUUGCUGAAAUGGCAGUUCUCAGGCUGUGUCUGCGGUGGUGAUGCUUGCUAUGUCACUGUGAAGGCAUAAAGUAUCCCCACCGGCAAUGCCGACAACGAGCAAGUGAGCGUAGUCAAUUGCAAAGGGGUGCGCGGCAGCGGUCAAGUCAUGAUCAUGGUCUGCCGGAUGCGCACCGUCGCUAUCUGGACCCUCAUGCCGCUGCUGAUCUCCCUCACGACGGCGUCAGGGGAAGAUCCGGCCAGCGGGAUGCAGCUGAGGCGCGUGUCUGCUCCCACACAACGACCGGGGGCGUCUUACCGUUCGGGGCAGCAGGAGGGCCACGGGCACUUCUCUCGGGCUAAGACAGGCGAAGGCGAGGCGGCGGAGGAGAGGAAGCCUAAGAACGGAAACCUCAAUGGCAUGGUGGCGGGGUUUGUUGGGGGAGCGACGGUACUGUUCACUAUACUGGUCUUCUGCUGGCACCAUUGUAAGCAAGCCCACGAAGGACAUCAUCGCUUGUCCACACACGCAUCACUUCCUCCUCUCUGCGUGUGUGUGUGUGUAUGUGUGUCAGUUUAUCGCCGAGGUGAGGGUUUGAUGCCAGGUGAGGAGGUGGAAGCUGGCCCGCCCUAUGUGGUGGUGGCGUCGGAGAGUGCCAACGACGCCCACGCCAAGGACACAGACAUCACAGAGGGCAGAGGUGACUGAGUGCACCAGCCGCACACGCAUUGUGCAGACAGACAGACAGACAGACACCCCUGUUUGUCUGUGUGUCUUUGUGUCGUCCAUCCCUGUCUGUCUGUCUGUCUGUCUGUCUGUCUGUCAGUGGUCAAGAAGGCCGAAACACACGUGAUCCUGGAGCAGGAGCACUCCACCUUCUUCCGCCGCAUCAGCUCAUUCAGGCGCACAGCCAAACAUAAGACGGCGCCCCACGGCCCCGGCAGGUGGCUGGCGUGGGCUUCAGGGCGGCUGUUGGGCCGCAGCCAGGACAGCCUGCAGACCACCCCCCGCUUGAAUGGUGUCUCCCCAGCGGUGAUCGGCCGCUCCACAGCUGCUAGUGGCGGUGCUGGUGGGGAUGGGCAGAGGCUGGCGCCUGUUGCCGAGAUGAUGGAGAGGGGCGUCAGCAGCCAGACAGACAUGGCCUCAACCAGGCUGUCUUCAGGUCGGUGAAGCACAAGCAUUGUGCAGAGGAUGGUGUGUGAUGCAUUCACACACAACCGUUGAUUGGACUUUAUUGGUCUUCAUGGCCAUGUGCUGUGUGGAUGGUAUGCAGGGGCUGUCUCCCGCACCACAUCCAACAUCGACUCGCAGCCCGCCACCACACCCACGCACACCCGCGCCCGCCCGUCCCCCGUCAUCACUUCCUCCUCGCGAGAAGAGGACCACCACAACAUCCACCAGACCUGCCUGAGCGCCCCAGCCACCCCUGCUGACCGGGUGGGCUCCUUCACCCACCCCGUCAACACAUCCAGUCGCCUCGACCCCAUCACUCCCCCAGCUCGCCUGCUCUACCGCCGGUCGUCUUACCACCAUGCCGCUCCGCGCACCGUCACCGGGCGGCCUAUUGAGGACUGCGAUUUUGAUCUGUAUGGGCGGCUGUCUGUCAAGGACGACAGCAUGAUCCAGCCGUUGCAGAUGGAUGUCGUCUUCCGCCGCUCUAACACGCUCCACCAGGGGGAGGGAGAAGAAGUGGAGGCGGAGAGGGUCAUACGUUUGGGGCCGCAGCUGAGCCGGAGCGCCCCCUACGCAACGCACCACCAUGGCGACCAGGAGAAAGCUGUGAGACCCCCUGUGGCGCUGCCUUGCUGUGCGGGUGGUACCGGUGGGGGUGGGUCUGGCGAGGUGGACGACGUCAAUGCGAGUACGAGUCUGGGGACGUCUCGUGCGGCGGUGAACACCGUGGUCGGUUCUGAGUCGGAGAAGGCCGUCCAAUGCGUGGUGUGCUUUGAGGGCCGGAGGGAGAUUGUCUUCUUGCCGUGUGGACAUGGCGGGAUCUGUCGGGGUGAGUGAGCACAGCACCGAUAGACAGACAGACCCACGCAAAGCAAAGCGUGCAGGAGAGCCAACUCCACUUGUCUGUCUGUCUGUCUGUCUGUCUGUCUGUCCGUGUGGCGUGUCUCGGGUGUGCACAUUCAGACUGUGCUCGCGAGGUGGUGUUGAGGCCGCUGCAGGAGCGAGCUGCCAAUCCCUCAGCUAGCCGCAAUGCUUCCUGCCGACCGAAAUGCCUUCUCUGGUGAGCUGAGCCAGGAAGGGACCACACAGACACAGGACAGAACACACUUAUCUCAUCAACUCUUCCCUCCCCUGCUUGUGCAGCCGUGAGGAGAUCGACCGCGUGCUGCUCAUUCUCAACUGCCACGACUCCACAACAGCCGCUGAAGACAGCAACAAUGGCCACAGGGACGAUGAGACUGCCCCCCUGCAUGAGAAGAAGACCGUCGAGGCGCGCGUCCUCUACCGCAUCACCGACCCAGACACCGCCCCAACCGUCCCCUCCACGCCCUCAUUCUGGCAAAGACUGUCCGCGGGACAGCCCACAUCAGCUGCGGCAGGCGGCCCAUCUAGGCUGGGGCUGUGGCAGGUGCAGGGUGGGGGUAUGGGUAUGGCGUGGGGCGGAUUUACUGCCGGGAUGAUGGCUGGCGCGGCGGGGCGGCUGGGCACCACGCCGUUUGAGUGGGGGGGAGAGGCUGAUGCGGCUGCCUACAUCGGGCCAUGGCUGUGAUGUGAGGGGACGGAUGCAUGGUCGAUGGAUGGAUCAAUCGAGGCAGGUUGGCAUAGGAUGUUUAUAAGCCGCUACAUGUUGGGAGAGGGCGGUGGGUGUGUUGGUUUGAGUGAGGUCUUGUUGUACUGUGUUCUUUUUGUGAGCACAUGAGUUUUGAGGCCAGCCAGCCAUCCAGCUGGUCCUCAGUGCCACAUCGGUGGACAGACAGACAGACAGACAGACAGACAGCUCAUGUGCGAGCGAGUGGAUGGAUGGAUGGAUGGACGACUCUUGUGUGCAUUGAUGGAGCAGCCAGCGACGUACGGUGUCUUUUUGCCUCUCGUUCGUGUGGCGAGUUCUUUCUUGUCGACUUGACCGAGCAAUCUGCAGGUGGGGCUGUGGUGUAGCGUGGUAUGCAUGCGUGACCUCGUGUGUGUUGUUUCUGCGGGGAUCUUGCGACGGACGGACGCUUCCUGACCUGCGGUGCGGUGCGUGGGUUGCAAUGCAGUUGGUGUCGUGCAGCAUAGCAUGUGGAUGGACGCAUGCGGGCCAUCCAUCCAUCCAUCUCACACACGUGAACAAGCAAGCCAUGGCGGACCAACGCACGUGUAUGUGGGCGGGGCUGGGGGGUCAGUGUGUGUCUCUAUCUAUCUGUCUACUUCUUGCUGAGCUGUGCUGAUCUGUGGCAGACGGGAUGGAGUGCAGUGCCUAGUGGAUGGAUCCGUGUCAGUCUGCGCGUGACACUCUCAGUCUGCACACUUGACUGAUCGACAUUCACAGGUCUCACCAAGCCCGCAGAUCCUUCACACAGCAUGAAACACACGCACCUGCGGGUCAGCUGUUGUCUUGUGGCGUCAAUAUCGUCCUGUGUUUGAC
Molecule: messenger RNA, 3569 nt
Organism: Vitrella brassicaformis
Lineage: Eukaryota; Vitrellaceae
Source: the annotation of a GenBank genome assembly